Molecule: messenger RNA, 6279 nt
Organism: Limulus polyphemus (Atlantic horseshoe crab)
Lineage: Eukaryota; Metazoa; Arthropoda; Merostomata; Xiphosura; Limulidae
Product: latrophilin Cirl-like
Exons: 21
Coding region: 806-4597 (1263 amino acids)
Biological process (GO): cell surface receptor signaling pathway; adenylate cyclase-activating G protein-coupled receptor signaling pathway; negative regulation of angiogenesis
Cellular component (GO): membrane
Molecular function (GO): G protein-coupled receptor activity; carbohydrate binding
Source: RefSeq, a predicted model, not a curated record
UAUUUUGCCUUCAGAAGCGUGUAACUACAGUUUGGUCAGACAUCGGUUGCACGAAGCGCUACUUUAGAUACAAGCUAGCAAGGUCUUCUGUACUAUAGAUAGCAUCUAAGAGAAGCUAGGAAACAACCUGUAUUUGAGUACUUUGUGACUUGCUGAUCUCCGAUAGUGAUAAAAGCCUCCUUCUCAAAUCCCUAGAACACUCUCUUCGAAUUGCAGUGUAGCGUGCCACCAAUGUUCAGCUUCUUUCAAUUGUGCUAGAAGACCCUUAGAGGAGUUGCACAGUUCUUUUUUUUUCCGAGACUUUAGCCUACAAUUAAUCUUAUCUGAUAUUUGGACCACGCAAACAGAGGGGGAAAUUGGCGAUAUUUCCUAGUUGUUGGUAAAGAGAUUCUUCUACGCGGAGCUUAAAGCUUCCGUAAGUUUAAAGUUUAUAUACACCUGAGGCCUGAGACUGUGACUGUUGGACGUAAUAGCUGAAGUUAAGUGUCGUAAGACUUGGACGGCUUGCUUUGUACGUGAAGAUAACGUACCAGAGGAAGACUAUAAACUAUUUUAAGCAGUGCACAUUACAUUAGCUUGCCCUGGAGUUUUUUAGCUUAAGCAUUAUUGCGGACCUGAAAGACUGUAUUCAGAACAUAUAAGGGAAAGCGUUUAUAAAAGAAAAGUUUCAGUUAAAAUCUUAUCUUGCUUGUAUCAGUCUGUGUGGCUAUGUACAGAUAUUUCUACAACUCUGGUUUAUGUUUCUCGAAGUCCUUCAAAGUUUGAAUCACUGACUUGGGAAGGAGCAAACAAGAGAACACCGAAAAUGUGGAGACUUUCAGUUUGGCAAAGCGUUAUCCUAUUUUUUCUUAUUUCACCAGUUCUAGUGACCAGUCGCAAAGGAGUUUCCAUCCCGAAUUUUUCCUUACGGCCCCCACUUUUAGAGAGAGACGAAUACGAAACCACCUACGCCUGUGAAGGUAGACAUUUAAGAAUAUCAUGUACUGGUGGUAAACAAAUUCGAUUAGUUAGGGCGAAUUAUGGAAGAUUCAGUAUGAGUAUAUGUAACGACAAAGGAGUCGUUGACUGGAGCGUCAGCUGCAUGUCGUACUGGUCGUUCCCCAUUAUGAAAGACAGGUGUAGCCAAAAGUCCAGCUGCAGUAUCCACGUUUCCAGUGAAACAUUUGAAGACGAUCCAUGUCCAGGGACAGUCAAGUAUUUGGAGGUUCAAUAUCAUUGUAUACCUCCUAACUCCCACAGUGGCUCGAUCGGAGCAGAAGAAUCGAUUGUACCUGUUGUUACGACGCCGAUAUUUCCACAACCUAACAACACUUAUUUCAAACCAGGAGACGCAAAUAUCAGGUCAGAAAAAAAUAACACGACAAAUAGGGUCAACAUCGUUGGGAGGGAUCAUGAGCCUUCACCACUUCCUAGCUCGACAUCUUCAAGUGUUAGUCGGACAUUAGCCAGUGUAAGAAAGACAACGACAUCAACAACUUCCACCACUACAACAUCAUCAACAAGUACAACCACGAUUACAAGCAUUCCGUUUUUACCUCCUUACUUCAAAAGUAAUGUUUUUGAAGACUACAAUGACGAGAGUGAUUUGAAAAAGCCAACAUCAGUGAUUUCUUCUCCAAUACCAUUCACUCCACAUAAAAUGUGUCCGCCCAUUUACUCCAGAGAUCUAAGAUGGAACUGGACCCGCGCUGGAGAAAUAGCUGUCCAGAAGUGUCCUGGUGGAGCCACUGGGCUAGCAAGAUGGAAAUGUGACGAGGAAACAGUCAGCUGGACACCGGAUCAACCAAAUCUGAAUGAAUGUAAAUCAAUUUGGGUAGACAACCUACGAGAACGAAUGCAAGGAGGAGACUCCAUAACGAGUAUUACAUCAGAAAUGGCCCUUAUGACGUUGUCUAAAGUGUUGUUCAGUAAAGACGUAUCCCAUGUGGUGACCAUCAUAAAACAGACAUUGUCGCGGGCGGUGGACAGUAUGGAGAACUUUCUGGAUAUGUGGCAUCGACGCCAGGUGUUUAAAGAACUUCUAGAGUCAAUUGUAGAAACGGUCAGCAAUCUACUUGGUGACAAGCAGAAUGAAGCCUGGAAGGAUUUGACAUCAUCAGAAUGUAGACAAGUGACGUCAGACCUACUUCAAGGAUUAGAAGAAGGAGCUCUGCUGUUGUCAGAGUCGUUAACUCAAGAAAGUAGCUUCAUAAUGGCCAAGACAAAUGUUUUAAUGCUGGUCGAGGCUGUAGACGUCAGGAAAACACAAAACCUAGUGUUUCCUUUACCAACCCAGGUCCCGGGUUCGAGCUGGGUUAGGGUCGAGGAUUCGCUGCUUCUUCCAACUCAGUCCUUGGUGGAAUAUUCUAAUCAUGGACUAGCCCGUGUAGUCCUUCGUCUUUACAAUAAAGUUGAUGAACUACUAAGACCAGAUGCCAAUUUCCACUCUCACGUGACUCGAGGGCAAGAUAUUACUAAUGGUACAUGGGUCAUCAAUUCUCGAGUUGUUGCCGCGUCCGUGGGAAGAAGAAGGUUUGUGCGUUUGUUGGAACCAGUGCAGAUCACCUUCAAACAUCUCCAGGAGGAAAAUGUUACUAACCCACAAUGUGUGUUUUGGGACAUUAAAGUAAGAGAAUGGUCUGGAGAAGGGUGCUGGACAGUGGCGUCGAAUAGUUCUCAUACAACAUGUGCAUGUAACCACUUCACGAACUUUGCUUUAAUAAUGGAAGUGAAGCAUAUUCAGUCACCAUCAGCCAAAACGUUGACUCUUCAACUAGUGACGUCAUUAGGCUGUGCUAUAUGCGUGAUAUUUCUUCUGUUAACGGCCGUAUCCUUGUAUGUGUUACGGGGACCCCAAACUGACCGAACUACGAUCCACAAAAAUCUUUGCUUGUGCCUCCUGGUGGCAGAGCUAGUCUUUGCAGCAGGCAUUAACCAGACUCAUCUUCAGGCUCUAUGUGGCCUGGUUGCCGGGUUGCUUCAUUAUUUGUUUCUGGUCGUAUUUGUCUGGAUGUUUUUAGACGGAUUUCAUCUGUACGUGUUAUUAGUGGAAGUUUAUGAUUCAGAAAAAACCCGGGCUCGUUGGUAUUACGCUAUGGCGUACAGUGUACCAAUAGUUAUUGUUGCUGUCUCUGCAAUAAUUGAUCCCCAGAGCUACGGGACCAGCGAGUAUUGUUGGCUACGAUCUGAUAAUUACUUCAUCUUCAGCUUUGUUGGGCCGGCAGUAGGCAUUCUUUUUGGCUCGACUGUGUUCCUGUGUAUAGCAACUUGCAUUAUGUGUCACCAAACCAGCAUUUCUACUGUCGUUAAAGGCAAAGAAGAAGCAAAGCUGACCAAUAUAAAGGUGUGGAUACGAUGGGCUAUUGUCAUACUAUGUUUGUUAGGCCUAACAUGGACGGCGGGUCUUCUCUAUGUCAACGAAGGAACAGAUUUCCUGGCUUAUAUCUUUACCGUCUUAAACUGCAUCUUAGGCCUAUUUGUUUUUGUGUUUUACUGUCUGCAGAAUGAACAUGUGAAAGAAGAUCUGUCAAAGUUCAUGCAGCGAUAUGAAUGGCUACCCAAAUGCUUUCUUCCCGCAACUCCAAAUGAGCAGUCGAGGAACGAAAUUCCAGGGAGAGUUACCAUGCCAACCAACUUACCACCAAGCCAACAUAGUGUCCCACAACAUCUCAGGAAUACUCAAGUACAGAACUGUUUUAUUUCCCCAAAAUUCACCAUACAAGAUCACCUAUCUACAUCAAUAGUGGUCAACCAAGAUGACACUCUUCAGACUCCUGUACCAGUUAUAGGGUCCUUGAGAAGGAAAGGACACAGAGACAAUGGUAGAGCAUCUCAUAUUGGAAUCUUAUCAAGCGUAUCAAGAGCUAGCUCCCCUGGUCAUUAUGGGUUUGAAGCCAACCAUCAUCAAAGUGGUAGUGGUCAUCAGCUGUUUCAAGUUGUUCCUUGUAACAGAAAGCCGGCCUACGCCCCUUACUCUGAUUCAUCAGGUGUCUACAGUGUAUUUGCUGAUCAUAUCUACGAAUCUAUUGAAGAUGACACUAGAGGGCGUUCUAACAACAGUGAGUAUGGCCGUCGGCAGUCCUUGACCAAACAGUCUCCUCCAGCAGAAAAUUAUUAUGGUGACCAUUCUGAUCUUAGCCAGCAUUCCUCGUCUAGUGGAUAUGACCAGCGACCUCUACUGGUAACAUCAACUUCAGAAAAACCUCAUCCAACAACAUCAAACCAAUUGGUGUACGGAUUUCAUCUUACUCACGAUAAUUAUUCACUAGCUUCUACUCCUGAGUUGUCACGGCAGCCAAAAGUGGACAAAAUCCAUGGUAGUACCCAAAGAAGCUCGAACUGUGAUAGGAUUCCAAAUGUUCACAUGUUUAACACAGCUUCACCAAAACUGAACCAUGAGUUUAGUAUAGAAUCAUAUGGAAACCAGAACCAUUUGGCCACAGAGAUCGAUCCAGAGGACUGGUCGCCAGUUCUUCCAGACCUUCUCCGCUCCCCACCAGAUAAUGUUGUCAUGGCAGUUUUGGAUGGAGAAAAGGUAGUGAAUCGUCUUCAUGCGGACAUGGGAUUUGUAGAAGAUGCACGGAACCAAUCUCUUCACAAACGUAGCACAUAUUGUUAAAACAAGGAGCAAUGAAAUUAUUUUUUUGUAAUUAUUUUCUGCCAUUAGUGGUGCUGUGUGCGAAUAUUUCAUUUUGUCAGUUAAUACAGUAUGUAUACAUAAUGAAAAAAAAAAGAAAUUUCUGCUACAAGAGAAGCAACAUUGUUUUGAUUAUGGACGAGUGGGAUUCAAAGGAGAGUCUUCUUCUAGGGAACACCAACUAAAUUGAUGUAGGACUUUUAAAGUGCCCUAGUCUACAAUACUAGUCCAUCCACACCACAAGAAGGACUUAGGGGCAAAGGAGUAUCUAUCUUUCAACAUUGUACUCAUAACCUAAAACUCGUAACGAUAGGUUAUGUUAACCAGUCCUCAAAAUAUGAAGGGAAGAUAAGCGUGUCUAGAGUUAGGGCAUACGUUUAAAGUUCUGUUAAGUCUCUAACUUGAUAAGGACUAGAUGUGAUACAUUUUGUAUGUAGAUCAAAAUUUCAUUCUGUUUUGUAUAGUGAUUUGACCACUCAUAGAAAAGUGUGAAUUCUUAGAAUAUGUCAGCGCAUAUAAUGGGUCGUGGACAAGAUAGUUCAAUAUUAUUUAACAAUACAAUAGAGAUGAUAUUUUUCCUGAUCAUCUUCUUAGUACGAGCUAUUUGCGUAAUACAUUUCAAUGGCUUUAUGCUUCAGUAACUUUUGAUCUCGAGUUAAUCAGGAUUCAUCUGAGAAUUUAUGGAUCGCAAAUUUUUCGUGUUAUUUCCUAAAGAAAAACAACAUUGAAGGUUUUAGUAGUGUUCUUAAUUAUCGAAUAGCUGUACUUAAAACAUUAUUGUUUCCAUCAUAAUAUUGCUGCUUUUUGAGAAUGUAUGUUCAGGACCAAGAAAAGCAAACUUUGAAGAGGAAUUGUCAAAGCUAACCACGCGUGGCCGGAUUAGGAAAUGAUAUGACACACCUAAAGAAACUCGUGUUAAAACGCCAAUGCAAUGUUAACAUCCGAGCACGAGUCAUCCAACUGUGAUGUUAUUGAAAUGUUCCCAAAUUCCAAGUGCUCACGAAAGGUAUUUUGUCUGUAUCAAUUACUAAAUUAUCAAGGUAUACAUUAAUUAGCACGCUAUGAACAAGUUUUUCGGUAAGCGUAGUUGUUACAAUGAAACAAAUUCAUUGGUUUGCACUUGUUUCGAAUGCCGUAGGUACCUUAUUAUACUUGAUCUUCAAACUUAAUAAAAAGUACGGAAGCUAGAAGGGUGCACAGAAAAGAUGGACUGAAUUAAUAAAUAAAAUAUUAUUUAUGGAUUUUUUAAAUCCCUUUUUGGUAAAAAUGUUAAAUAGAUUUAACAUUCUAGUUAACAGUUUUAUUGAAAAUUUUAAAUACUGUAAUAUUUGUAGACGAAACCCUGAUUUUUCAAGUGUUAUGAAAUUAUUACGCGUCCUCAACAAAUAAGACUUCAUUGUAUAUGUAAAUAAGCUAAGUUAGCGUAAACAUUGAUACAAUACGUAAAGGUGCCAUGCUUUAAAUCGAAUUCAGCUAAGUCAAUACAUCAAAUAUCAAUGCUGUAUAGCCUUCGCUGCGUUUAAGUUGUUUUGUAAAAGUGGAUCAUGCUACUGUUACAAACUUCUGAAGAUUUGAUUUACUAAACGUUUCGCCUUAUAAGUAAAUGAGAUAAAAUAUAAGAGAAAACAUCUACCUGCAAACUAAAAGGAGGCUCAUUAAUCUUU